Molecule: messenger RNA, 840 nt
Organism: Hypoxylon fragiforme
Lineage: Eukaryota; Fungi; Ascomycota; Sordariomycetes; Xylariales; Hypoxylaceae
Product: band 7 family-domain-containing protein
Exons: 2
Coding region: 1-840 (279 amino acids)
Biological process (GO): mitochondrion organization
Cellular component (GO): membrane; mitochondrion
Source: RefSeq, a predicted model, not a curated record
AUGGAGAGCACCCUCCGACAAGUCUACCGCUUUGCCAUCCCGGCCGUAGGCCUCGCAGCGCUGGCACAGGCCUCCAUCUACGACGUGCGCGGCGGCACGCGGGCCGUCAUCUUCGACAGGGUGCAGGGUGUCAAGGAGACCGUCGUCAACGAGGGUACCCACUUCCUCGUCCCCUGGCUGCAGCGCAGCAUCAUCUUCGACGUCCGCACCAAACCCCGCAAUAUCGCUACCACCACCGGAAGCAAGGACUUGCAGAUGGUCAGCUUGACCUUGAGGGUCCUGCACCGCCCGGAUGUCAAGUCGUUGCCUAAGAUUUACCAGAAUCUCGGCACAGACUACGACGAGCGCGUCCUCCCCUCCAUCGGCAACGAGGUCCUCAAGUCCAUCGUCGCGCAAUUCGACGCCGCCGAGCUAAUCACUCAACGUGAAGCCGUGUCUCGGCGCAUCCGCGCGGACCUCAUGAAGCGCGCGGCCGAAUUCAACAUCGCGCUCGAGGACGUCUCAAUCACGCACAUGACGUUCGGGCGGGAGUUCACGCGGGCGGUGGAGCAGAAGCAGAUCGCGCAGCAGGACGCCGAGCGCGCGCGCUUCAUCGUCGAGAAGGCCGAGCAGGAGCGCCAGGCCAACGUCAUCCGCGCCGAGGGCGAGGCCGAGAGCGCAGAGACCAUCUCCCGCGCCAUCGCCAAGAACGGCGACGGCCUCAUCAUGAUCCGCAAGAUCGAGGCCAGCCGCGAGAUCGCACAGACCCUCGCCUCCAACCCCAACGUCUCCUACAUACCCGGCGGCGGCAAAUCGGGAAACGGCGGUAGCAGCCAAUUGUUACUAUCGGUUGGUCGGUAG